Messenger RNA from Eruca vesicaria subsp. sativa (arugula), 3698 nucleotides. NCBI's taxonomy places the organism in Eukaryota, Viridiplantae, Streptophyta, Magnoliopsida, Brassicales, Brassicaceae. The record is from the annotation of a GenBank genome assembly.
GGCAUUACUUGUAAUUGUAACUCUCCACAUACUCGUAACGACCAAAGCGAUUCAAGUCCCUGUUUGAGUCUUUGAUGAUCCUCAACACUAUCACUCCUAUUAAAAGCAACUCCAAUCCCAAAAUCUCCAUCCAACCUUUGAUUCCCUCUACUUCCUCAUCUCAUUUCUAAUGUUGCAAGAGAGUAGGAUGAGAACAGAUCUUGUCAGAGAAGAGGAUGUUGAGGAGAAUCUUUCCUCUGUCUCUACGAGAAUGGAACUAAAGCGGAUUCAUCAGUGGCUGACACAAGAAGAGUCAAGUGGUUCUGAACUUUUCAGUAAUAAGAGACAAGUGGUUGAGAUUGAUAGUAGUGCCAAACCUGGUUUCUUAACUCCUCAUAUGUCUACAUGGGACAAUUCACUUGUGCCUAGACAGUUAUCUAGUUGCUUAUUCGAUCCUGCUAAUCCGCAGCACACAUACCAGGAGGUGGUUCAUGGUAGUAGCUCAUUUAAUCUUGAUACCAUUAGAAACGUUAAGGUCAAUCAAGUGUGUGAAUCUCCUGAAUCCAUGGUUCAGUUUUAUGGUGAGGGAGGAGUUUCAAGAUCAUUUGAAAUGGCUCCUUCUUAUGAAGAUAACACUCUCUCCUUUGGCCAAACCUGCAGUAACAUUGACAAGAGCUUCAUCUUGCCAGGGCCAGUCACUAGCAAGCCAGAUGGGAACUUCAUUCCAAACUUGAGUUAUGACAAAGGAGAUGAAAAUGUCUUCUCAACAUUUGCACUGAUGGGUCAGUCUCUUCAAAAGGCUGAUGAGAACUUCAUGUCUCUUCUCCCUUGUGACAAAGCAUCUGAAAACCUUUUCAUGACUGAAUCAUCUUACCACAAAAAAAAUGCUAAUGUUGUGUUGCCAGGUGGAAAGUCUCCAUUGGGUUCUCCAGUUCCUGUUGUUAACAGUUUUGAGAACUUCAGCUAUUCUCCUGCAGAGGACAACAUGUUUUGUCAAUCUAGAAAUCCUCCUUACGCCAGCUCUAGAGUUGAUACCUUGAUCGUCCCCAAAAGUAAAGAUUCAAAGACAGCUAAGAAGGGUUCCACAAACACAUUUCCUUCAAAUGUUAAGUCCUUGUUGUCAACAGGAAUGUUUGAUGGAGUUACUGUCAAGUACUACUCAUGGUCACGUGAGAAAAAUCUCAAAGGAGUUAUAAAGGGGACUGGGUAUCUAUGUGGUUGCAGCAGCUGUAACCUUACUAAAGUUCUUAAUGCGUAUGAGUUUGAGCAGCAUGCUAAUUGCAAGACAAAGCAUCCAAACAAUCACAUAUACUUUGAGAAUGGAAAGACCAUUUAUGGAGUUGUUCAAGAGCUGAAGAAUACACCUCAGGAGAAGUUGUUUGAUGCUAUUCAAAACGUAACUGGAUCUGAUAUCAACUAUAAAAAUUUCAACACCUGGAAAGCUUCAUAUCAAGUCGCUAGCCUUGAACUUCAACGUAUCUAUGGGAAGGAUGUUGUUACUUUGGGAUCUUGAGUUGGGAUGGUUUUUUUGUUGUAAGUGAAUUCAGUUCUCGUUCUCGUUCUCUGUAACUAUAGCUUUUAAUUAUAAAUCAGAACCUUUGAAGUGCUAUGAGACCUUGUCUGGUGAGUCUAGUUCUCUUUGAAGUAUUUAAAACUUCUGCAAGCACUUCAAUAUUGUAAGAUACAGAUAGCUUCUUUGAGACUUUAUACAUCGCAUUGCUUGCUCUAAUUCUGGCGAACCAUACUAUUAAUACUAUCAAAAAUGUUCUACAAUAUAUAGAGAUAUUGCAACAAAUUCAGCAUUUCAAGACAACUGUUACAUUAAGUAAUUCACAUGAAUUUCUGUAGAUCUAAAAGAAUUAUAACAUUAAGUAAUUCACAUGUUUAGCUUCUCCCUGAGAUUAAAUUGACAUUAGUGUACAUUUGAGAAUUAGAACGCUUGUCUGUUUGUGUUAGAGACUCUGUGAAGUCAAGUAAAGGUUGUAACAACAAACUCUGUUUCAUCUCUUCCAACAAAGACUUGCUUGUGUCCAUACCCGCAAGGUAUCCUCCAUGUACAUAUCCACUAAACUUCUCACUUGUAUGUUCUCCUGUGAAAAAUAUCCUUCCAAAUGGAGCCUGGAUCACACAUAAACCAGAUAAACUAUCAUAAACCUCAACAUGUGUGAAUGUGCUAAUAAAGACAAAGUAAAAGUUGUUGUUAACUUGUUAUCAUACCUUGAUAUUACGGAGAAGUUGAUUAUCAGAUAUCAUAGGGUAAUUGCUGUAGCUACCGCGCUGGAACCGGUUGUUCCACCAUCUUGGGACAAGAACAUCAGUUGCGUAAGGAAUAGUGGGACCAAACAUGUCUCUGAGAACACUCAUUGCCUCUUUCAGUGUCUCCUCGUCUGAUUGUGAUUCCACGCGCUUUGACUGCUCGUUAGUCAACGUCACGACCAGAAUGUUAGACCCCGGGUAAGCAUUUUCCAUGUGCUGAUUAAGAACAAAGCAACAGUUAGGUUACAGAGAGUAGAGAGCAAGCAAGUUGUACUAAUAAUACAAUGCUACAUGGAUCAUGCAGCUGGUUAGACACUCGAGAUAAUUAAAGCAAUGAUGAUAAUAAUCAGAGGGACCCUCCAGGUGUUUAUAAUUUUAAGAUUAGUAGGGAGUGCAUGUGCCACGUUUCUAACGUUAUGUGGAGUGAUUAAAAAGAUGCAUUGAGAUUAACAAACUAUUAAUUGUUUAAUUUUUAAGGUAAUCAAACCUGCCAAAAGGUGAAGUAGCCGCGUUGUUCGUGUGCAUAGAUGAAAAACUCUUGACCAGGACCACAUGGCCAGAAACAGUUAGGGAAUUUUAGGAAGAUCUUUGUGUACACCAUCACAUCACAUUCUUGUAUUGCUUCUGUUUUCCAUUUCUGUCACCAAUUAAUAGUUCUUGGAUAAGUUAAGAUCACAUGAAUAUUGAUUAUAAAUUUAUAAUAAAAUAACAUAUCCUGACUUCUGAGACAGCCAUGGAUCAACCAUGCAUAACCAACCAACUCAUUGUAUUUGAUGUAUGGUUUUUGAAUUUUUUUUUUUUUUAAAUUGAAUUAUGACUUUCUUUACCUAAUGGCUAACGCAAUAUUUUAUAAGUAUUUCCUAGGUUCAUGUACAAUGAAUGAUUAAAAACCUCCCCCAUUUUGUGCAAUCUUUUAGCGUUAAAUAAGCAUAAAAGAUAAGUAGUUGAUUAUAAAUUUAAAGGAUAAGAGGAGAAAGUAAACUAACCGGUAAAGGAGGGUGGAAUGAGAUAAGAUUGGAUUGGAGAACACCGAUACUAGCAGACACGAUCACAUAAUUAGCCUCGUAUUCGGAACCAUCCUCUGUUUUCACCACAACACCAUUCCUUGACUGUUGCACCUCCCUAACCACCUGCCAUUAAAUUCACCACUAAUAUAAGAUUUACUAAUACUAUUAACAAUAGCUUAGCCAGCUGGAUUAUGAGAGGCAAUAAAUAAAACAUGACCCCACAAAUUAAAAUCAAUUUGCACUACAAAACAAAGGUUGAGACUAGACUGAGAGAACAUAGCAGCUGUGGUUAGUUGUAAACUUAUUAGCAGGAAAAUGCAAAUCAACAACAGCUAAAAGGCAAAAAGUAGCUUUUUUCCAAAAUAACGUCAUAAUAAACUCCUUUUAACUCAAAGUAAAAGAGGUCAAUCAACCUCAUCAUUAAAAACAGUCAAAAGAUAACUUUUUUGGUGUUUU